UGUCAUCAGCGGCUGGGCCUGCUGAAGGUGACCAUGGCACACGACGGAGAGAGGAGCCCGCGAGAGGCGGAGGAUUGUGGGGUCGUCCAGGAGGAUCGAUAGGCGAAGAACCUGAAGAGCAUCCAAAAGGGUGCCUAGAGUUGAACUUCCUCUCUUUUUAGAAGAAUGGAUUUCUCGGAGGCCAAAAAAUUUAUGGUUCUUCUUUGGAAGAAUUUUAUUUUAAAGAGGCGGCGAUGUAUUGCUUUAGUUGUGGAAAUGGUCCUCACAUUUCUGUUUAGUGCCGCACUCUUGGCAGUACGCUCUGUUAUUGUUAUAAAGAAGAACGGACCUUUUGAUUUCGCUGCUCAGCCUGUUGAUGAAGUGCCUUUCUACGUCACAGCUUCCUUAGCUUCUGCUUUCCCUUUGGAAUUGGCUUAUGUGCCUUCCAGAAGUACUGUGGUUCAGGGUAUUGUCGAAAGGGUGAAAAUGGAUUUAAACCCCCAAAUGAAAGUUCUAGGCUUUUCUACAGAAGAAGAAUUUGAAGAUUACGUUAAGGAAGUAAAUAACUCUGAAAAGGUUCUGGCUGCUAUUGUUUUUGACCAUGACUUCAAAAAUAGCAAUGAUCCCCUGCCACUGAAGGUAAAAUAUUACCUGCGUUUUAGUAAUGAAAAGAAGAGUAAUAUGCUGGAAAAUAUUUAUGAAGAAGCAAGCUGGUUGACAGAUUUUCUCUUUCCACCUAUCCCUUCGGUGGGACCCAGAAAUGAAGAUGAAGAUGGGGGGAGUCCUGGGUACAUCAGUGAAGGGUUCCUGUUUGUGCAACACUCCCUGGAUAAGGCCAUCAUGCAAUAUCAUAGCGGCCAAGCUGCAGAAAUGCUGUUUAGCAAUAUCAGCGUUUAUGUUCAGAGAUUUCCCUACCCAUCGUAUUACCAUGAUUUCUUCUUUAUGUUUUCUGGUGUUUUCAUUCCUUUAGUACUUGUAUGUAUCUUCUCUCUGAAUCAUCUUACCCUUGUUCAAUCCGUUGUGUGGGAAAAGGAAAAUCGACUGAAGGAGUAUCAGCUCAUGAUAGGAGUCAGUAAUUGGAUGCUCUGGGUGGCCUAUUUCUUCACAUUCCUCUGUUUGUAUUCCAUUAUCAUCAUUUUUAUGUGCAUAGUUUUCUUUGUCAAGGUUAAACCGGCACCAGUCAUCCAAAGCAGUGACCCAACCCUUAUCGUUAUCUUUUUGCUGUUUUAUGCCAUCGCCACAAUAUGCUUCAGCUUUAUGGUUAGCACUUUAUUCAGUAAAGUGAAUAUUGCAGUUGCUUUGGGAGGUUUGUUUUUUUUCGCUAUCUACUUUCCAGCUGCUGGCCUCCAUGUCUACUAUGGAAAAAUGACAUUUAUCCAGAAGCUGGCAGCCUGUCUCAGCUCAAAUUUUGCAAUGGCAUUGGGAGUUAAAUUUCUAGCUGAUGCAGAAACAUGGAGAGUUGGACUUAAAUGGAGUAACAUCUUCUCAUCAACUACACUGGAUAACUUUUAUUUUGCCCAUGUGCUGGGAAUGUUUUUAUUUGAUGCUUUCUUGUAUAGCCUUGUGGCCUGGUAUAUAGAAGCUGUCUUUCCAGGAAGCUAUGGUGUGCCCAAGCCAUGGAACUUUUUCUUACAGCGCUCUUACUGGUUUGUGGAAUCACCUGAGAAAAAAACUGAAGUAAGUCAAUUUUAUGAGCAAAUGCAAAGCAAGUAUUUUGAAGCUGAACCAACGGAUUUGAGAGCAGGUAUCCAGAUCAAACAUUUGUGCAAGGUAUUCCAAACGCACAACACUACCAAAGUAGCUGUAAAUGACUUGUCUUUGAAUUUAUAUGAGGGGCAGAUCACUGUUCUUCUAGGACAUAAUGGGGCAGGAAAAUCCACCACUCUGUCCAUUCUCUCAGGUCUCUAUCCUCCCACAAGUGGAAAUGCCUAUAUUAAUGGAUACAGUAUCUCAAAGCAGAUGGUCCAGAUUAGGAAAUCGCUGGGCUUGUGUCCCCAGCAGAACCUGUUGUUUAAUUACUUGACGGUAUCAGAACACCUUCAUUUCUAUUCUGUGAUAAAAGGAGUACAUGGAAAGAUGACGCCUACUGAAAUUGACCGCAUGCUGGCUACUUUUAACCUGCUAGAAAAGCGUAACAAAUUGUCAAAGUCACUGAGUGGAGGAAUGAAGCGCAAACUCUCCAUCAUUAUAGCAUUUAUAGGGGGCUCCAAGGUAGUGAUACUUGAUGAGCCAACGUCUGGCAUGGACCCAGUCUCAAGGAGGGUCACCUGGGAUCUCCUGCAGCAUUUUAAACUUGAUCGUACCAUCCUACUGACCACCCACUACAUGGAUGAAGCUGAUGUUCUGGGUGACCGCAUAGCCAUCAUGGUCAAGGGAUCCGUGCGGUGCUGUGGCUCUUCAAUUUUCCUGAAAAAGAUAUAUGGUGUGGGAUACCGCAUUGUCAUGGUGAAGACACCUGACUGUAAUGUUGAAGAAGUCUCAAAAUUAAUUCAUUAUUAUAUACCGACAGCCACUUUGGAGAAUGAUGUUGGAACUGAGUUAUCUUUUAUUCUGCCCAAAAAUUAUGCACACAGUUUUGAAGCUCUGUUUACUGCUCUGGAACAAGAACAAGAAAACCUGGGCAUUUCUAGCGUUGGUGCCUCUGUCACUACCAUGGAAGAAGUCUUCUUCAAGGUCGGUUACACAGAAGAGUCACAAACAGAUAUCGAAGCUAUGAAGUCUUCCUCCCAAAUGGGCCGAGCCUCCAACAGGAACCAGAAUAAGAACAUGUCAAGAAAUGUUGAGGGAGCAGAUCCUCCCACCCUGAAUGAAAGCCCUACUAUUAACUUUAAUACUGGGUGUUCUCUCUACAGCCAGCAGUUCUGUGCCAUGUUCGUAAAGAGGGUGAUGUUCAACUGGCGCAACUGGAAACUGCUUUUGUUACAGAUACUGGGACUCAUAGGCUCCCUUGCCUUUCUCUUAAGUUCUAGUAAAAAUUCUUCACAGCAUGAAAUGAUUAGGCAAAUGGAGUUGAGUCAAUAUGGUCAAACCAUUGUGCCCUUUUCUAUUUCUGGGGCUUCUAAUUUGACUGCAGAUCUCUCAGAACGCCUUAAGAGUAUGCUCGAGUCUGACAACCAAAGACCUCAGGAAGUACAAGGUGACCUACUGAAGUACUUGACGGAAACAAAAGAUUGUAUUCGUUUAUGUAUCAUUGCACUUUCUAUUGAGUCGGAGGCAAAUAUGGUAAUGCUUACUGCUCUGUUCAACAAUGAAGCAUAUCAUUCACCAUCUGUGGCCCUGGCAGUGUUAGACAACAUUCUUUUCAAGUCACUUUCUGGUGCCAAUGCUUCCUUAACAGUCUCCAACAAACCUCAGCCACUCCCUGAUAUUGAAGAAAAUGAAGAGCUUCAAAGUGGACAAAAAUUGGCCAUAAAUUUACAAUUUGGCAUGGCUCUUUUGAUCAAUGGUUUUUGUCUCCUGACGGUGACUGAGAGAACCACUAAGGCGAAGCACAUCCAGUUUGUGAGUGGUGUCUCUGUCAUUGUGUACUGGCUUUCUGCCCUAUUGUGUGAUUUCAUCAUCUUCUUUGCCUCCUGCUGCUUAGUAAUGGGAGUGAUAAAAUACCGCAAAUUAGAUAUUUAUGUCACGGAUUACCACAUUCUGGAAACUAUGCUGAUCUUCACGCUGUAUGGCUGGUCUGCCAUUCCCUUUGUGUACCUGAUAAGCUUUGUGUUUUCCGGAAGUACUUCUGCCUACAUCAAACUUCUCCUACUCAGCUACUUUUCAGGCACUUUUGGUUUCCUCAUAGGCGAGAUAAUAGAAAACAAAAAGCUAACCAACAUCUCAAACACCACCAGAACCGUCGUACGUAAUUCAUUGCUGCUCUUUCCCAAUUACAACCUUGCAAAGUGCGUUAGUCAGUAUACAACUAUCUACGACGUGAAGAUAUUGUGCACCACCUUAAAGAAGCAUCCUGUCCACCUAAAUUGUAGCAAAGCAAAUACUGAGAAGAAUAUUUAUUCUUUGAAAGAGCCUAUGAUUGGAAAGUAUUUGAUUGACAUGAGUACUGCAGGCUUUAUUUUCCUUGUGUUGAUUUUCUUUUGGGAGACUACUUCAUGGAGACUAAGAACAUUCCUCAAUCAAUACAUUUACUUUGGUAUCUACAAGCGAUACAGGAAAGAGAUAGUGUCCAAGGAAUUAUCUGGGCAAUCUGAAGAUGAAGAUGUACAAAACGAAAGAAAGAGAAUCCUGGAGCAGCCUCAGGAGUUGCUGGAUUCUAUAGUACUUGUUAAAGAACUCAUAAAGAUAUAUUUUAAGUGCCCAGCCAUUCUGGCUGUAAAAAAUAUCUCCCUUGCAAUCCAAAAGGGGGAGUGCUUUGGAUUGCUUGGAUUCAAUGGAGCUGGAAAAACAACUACUUUCCAAAUUUUGACUGGGGAAGCGAGCCCUACCUCUGGAGAUGUGUUGAUUGAUGGCUUUAGCAUCACAAAAGAUAUCCUACAGGUAAGGUCAAGAAUUGGCUACUGUCCUCAAUUUGAUGCCUUGCUGGAAUAUAUGACUGCUCAGGAAAUAAUGAUUAUGUAUGCCAGAAUAUGGGGAGUCUCUGAGCCCCAGAUUAAGCUGUAUGUGAACAAAUGGUUGAAUUCACUGGAACUGGAGUCUCAUGCUGACAGGCUUAUCAGCACCUACAGUGAAGGAAACAAACGUAGGCUGAGUACUGCUAUUGCCCUAAUGGGAAGGUCUUCAAUCAUCUUCCUGGAUGAGCCAUCAACUGGCAUGGACCCAGUAGCCCGACGCCUGCUCUGGAACAUAGUGACAAAGACACGCGAAAGUGGAAAAGCCAUCGUUAUAACCUCCCACAGUAUGGAGGAAUGUGAUGCGCUCUGUACCAGUCUAGCCAUCAUGGUGCAAGGGAAGUUCAUGUGCUUGGGCAGCCCUCAGCAUCUCAAGAACAAGUUUGGCAACAUUUACAUCCUCAAGGUCAAGGUCAAGACUAAAGAUAAAUUACAGGAUUUUAAACGUUUUGUUACAACAACAUUUCCAGGUAGUGUCUUAAAACAUGAGAAUCAAGGGAUCCUUAACUACUACAUUCCUAGCAAGGACAAUCGCUGGGGAAAGGUGUUUGGCAUUUUGGAGCAAGCUAAAGAGCAAUUUGAUUUAGAAGACUAUUCCGUCAGUCAGAUCACACUGGAACAAGUCUUCCUGACCUUUGCUAACCCAGAGAAAGUAUCCAGUGAUGAUGAAAACGAGGUGCCAUGAGAUUCAUUUACAACCAGUGACCCUCGUGUCUUUCAUAGAUGACACCUGGAUGCAUAUGGGGACCUUCCUGUGCAUGUAUAUCUUGGUGUAAAUAUAUUUACAUAAUAAAGAUUUUCCCAAAGAAGAA
Messenger RNA from Macaca mulatta (Rhesus monkey), 5341 nucleotides. RefSeq names its product ATP binding cassette subfamily A member 15 (gene ABCA15). Lineage: Eukaryota; Metazoa; Chordata; Mammalia; Primates; Cercopithecidae. The record is from RefSeq and is a predicted model, not a curated record. Gene Ontology annotation, molecular function: ATP hydrolysis activity; ABC-type transporter activity; ATP binding. Gene Ontology annotation, cellular component: intracellular membrane-bounded organelle; membrane. Gene Ontology annotation, biological process: lipid transport; transmembrane transport.